Fukomys damarensis (Damara mole-rat) is the source of this 5133-nucleotide messenger RNA. It is a transcript of the gene Ccdc88b, whose product is annotated as coiled-coil domain containing 88B. NCBI's taxonomy places the organism in Eukaryota, Metazoa, Chordata, Mammalia, Rodentia, Bathyergidae. Gene Ontology annotation, biological process: cytoplasmic microtubule organization; cytoskeleton-dependent intracellular transport. The transcript is spliced from 26 exons. Gene Ontology annotation, molecular function: dynein light intermediate chain binding; microtubule binding. Gene Ontology annotation, cellular component: centrosome; cytoplasm. The record is from RefSeq and is a predicted model, not a curated record.
UUGGUCCCAGUACCACGUUGCUUCCCUCUAAGGGGGCUGUCCAACCUUCUUGUGUUUCAGAUGGGAAACUGAGGCCUGGCCAGCUGAUGUUACCUACUCAUACCCCUGUACAUAGAGUAUGAGAUGGGGUGAGGUGGGGGCAUCCACUCCCAUGGGGUUCAGAGCAGGCUUUCUGGGAGAGGGACUUUAAAACUAGGCCGCAUGGGUGGGGUGGUUUGGGUAAAGAGAGACAUCAAGGGGAUGGGAAAAAAGGAUGAAACUGGCAUAGCAGAAGAGGCAUAUGUGGGCACCCGGACUCCUUGCUGCAAGAUCUAGAGUCCCUUCUGUGGCUCUGGAGGGGGUCAUACUGUUGGAAAAGGUAGGUCCAGAGGUGGAGGGACACCCAGGAGUCAGGAGCACCGUGCCCCCCACACAUACGGGCCAGUCCUGCCUGAGAAGCUGGGAGGAUGGGGGAUUAGGCAGACCCAGGGGAUGUCUGGCCACCAAACCCGGAAGGAGGAAGCUGUACAGGGUGUCUGUGGCUCUGCCGGGAUCCCCCAUGGGGACUUCCUCUUCCUCUCAGGGCAGGUGUAGCCGCCACAGCGGGACGACACUCUGACCCCGACAUGGAGGGGGGCCAGGGGCACAGACUUAGAGACUUUCUGAGAGGGAGCCUGGCCACCUGGGCGCUGGGACUCGCUGAGCUGGUGGGGGAAGCGGAGCCUUUGGGGACAGAGGAGGAAGAGGAACAGGGGCCUCUCGGUCUGGAGAAGAGGUUCCUGCGGCUCAGCAGUGGCGCCCUUCUCCUCCGGGUGCUGGGCAUCAUUGCCCCCAGUUCCCGAGGGGGACCUAGGAUGGCCAGCAGCCAUGAUGGACCUGAGGCCAACAGGGUGUGGAACCUGAGCCAGCUGUGGACCCGACUCAGGGACUUCUACCAGGAGGAGCUGCAGCUGCUGGUCUUGUUGCCACCCCCAGACCUCCAGACGCUGGGCUUUGACCCCCUUUCAGAGGAGGCGGUGGAGGGGCUGGAAGGCCUGCUUCGGUUGUUGCUGGGGGCAUCAGUGCAGUGUGAUCACCGGGAGCUCUUCAUCCGCCAUAUCCAGGGGCUGAGCCUUGAAGUUCAGAGCGAGCUGGCUGCUGCCAUCCAGGAGGUGACCCAGCCUGGGGCUGGUGUAGUGCUGACACUGGCUGGACCAGAGCCCGGGGAGCUGGCGCCUUUGGAGUUGGAGAUGCUGUCCCGGAGCUUAAUGGGGACACUAUCCAGGCUGGCCAGGGAGAGGGACCUGGGUGCUCAGAGAAUGGCGGACCUGCUACUGCAGCGAGAGCGGGUUCCCUUGUCGUCUGAGGCUCCUGCCAGGGUUCCCUCGGAGGGGCCAUCACACCACCUGGCACUGCAGCUGGCUAAUGCCAAGGCCCAACUGCGGCGCCUGAGGCAGGAGCUGGAGGAGAAGGCCGAGUUGCUGCUGGACUCUCAGGCUGAGGUGCAGGGCCUGGAGGCCGAAAUUCGAAGGCUCCGCCAAGAGGUGCAUUCAGAUGCCCCCCACGCCCGCCACUGCCCCCUAGGCGGUGUUCUGGGGACAGGCUAUCUUGAGGAGGCUGAGGGCGGACAGUGAGGGAGGCAGGGAGGGUCUUGGCCGGCCCAGGGCAAGGGGCUGGAACGGCCCGCAGGUUGCCUUACACCUCAGGCCAAGUUCUUCUUCCUGUUCUCCCACAAGGAGGAGCGCGCGCUCUCCGGGACCCUGGAGGCCUCGAAGGCUCUGCUGGAAGAGCAGCUGGAGGCUGCCCGAGAGCGCUGCGCCCGACUACACGAGGCCCAGCGCGAGAAUUUGCUGCUCCGCACACGGCUGGGCGAGGCGCAUGCGGAGCUGGACUCUCUACGGCAUCAGGUGAACCAGCUUGCAGAAGAGAACGUGGAGCUGGAGCUGGAGCUCUCCCGCAGUCUGGAGCCACCCCCAGACUCCCCUGCAGAGGCACCCCUGCCCAGAGCAGCCCCCUCGCUGCAGGAUGAGGUGAGGGAGGCAGAGGCAGGGCAGCUGCGGACCCUGGAGCGGGAGAAUCAGGAGCUUCGAGGCCUGCUUCAGGUGUUGCAGAGGCAGAGAGGUGGCCAGCUCCCCCUGCUGGAAGAGCAGAGCAGGGAGUCCGUGCUUCUGGUACUGGAUGGCUCUCCCGGGAUGCCCUUGGCCUCUGACCACAACCCCCAGGGCUUGGUUUGCCACGUGGUGGAACAAGACCCCCAGCAGGCUCCUCCGGCAUCAGACUCAGGCCUGGAGGGAUCAUCUGAGACUCCCCCAGCAUCUGAUUCACACCAAGAGGUGACAGAGAGGCCCUUCCAGGCAAUUGCUCCAGCCCCCCAGACCUCACACUUGAACCCCCAAGAGUCAGAUGCUGGCAUGAAGGCCCAGGGGUCCCUGGAGGGUACCUCUGGAGCCACUCUCCAAUCACCCACUUCUGUAGUCCCUCAUCAGGGUCCAGAGAUCAAAACUGAGAUGCAGCAGUUGCUGAAAGGAGGGACUGGGGAGAUGCAGCCUCCUCAAAAGAAGUUGAUGCCUGAAGCCCAGGGUCUAAGGAAGGAGGGUCCCAAGCACAAGCAGGGUUCCUCAGAGAUCAGCCUCUGUGUAUUGCUGGAGAAGCAGGAGACUGUGUGCCAGGGUCUGGACAAGUCCACCAGACGAACAGAGGCCCAAGGGCAUGGACAGAGGCUGGAGAGGAUGGUGACAGAACCAGUCCCUCCGUUACAACAGACCUCUGAAGGUGCCCCUGAUGUUGGAGCCUGGGAAGAGCCGAUCUCAGAGCAAGCCCUGGGUAGUGGUGUCUCAGAGCAAGACACCCUCAGGGAGGAGUUGGUGCAGCUAAGGACAGAGGCUACGGCCCUGGAGGCUGAGCUGGAGGCCCAGGCCCGAAGGCUAGAAGCCAGGGGUGCAGAGGUAGUCCGCCUCUCUGAGGAGCUGGCCCAUGCACGUAGGGCAGAGGCUGAGGCCCAUCAGGAGGUGGAGGCCCAGGCCCAGGAGCAGACUCGGCUGCGGGAAGCUGUGGAGGCAGCUGGCCGGGAGCUGGAGGCUGCAUCACGGGAGCGAGAGGCGCUGGCAGAGGCCCUGGCUGCAGCAGGUCGAGAGCGGAGGCAGUGGGAACGCGAGGGGCCCAGGCUUCGGGCUCGGGCAGAGGCUGCCGAGGAGCGGGUACAGGCACUCGAGAGCCAGGGCCAAGGCCACCUGGAGGAGGCCAAGCGGGAGCGCCAGGAGAAGCAGGCCCUCAGUGAGGAACUAGAGAAGGCCACGGUACGGGGCCAAGAGCUGGGGUCCCGGCUGGAGCAUCUGCAGCAGGAGCUGGAGCAGGCAGCCCAAGAGCGCCAGAAGUUUCUUCAGGAACAAGAGAACCAGCAGCAGAGGUACCAGGGUCUGGAGCAGCGACUAGAGGCUGAGCUGAAAGCUGCGGCCAGCAGCAAGGAGGAAGCGCUGAUGGAGCUCAAGAGCAGGGCGCUGAAGCUUGAAGAGGAGCUGCUCCAGCUGCGCCAGGGCCCUGUGGGGCUGACUCCUGAGGGGCACCGUGAGUCACAGACUACAGCGGCCCAGGGCAGCCGGCUCAUCGAGGUGGAGCGCAGUAAUGCAACGUUGGUGGCUGAGAAGGCGGCUCUGCAGGGACAGCUGCAGCACCUGGAGGGGAAGCUGGGGAGCCUGCAGGACCGGGCCCAGGAGCUGCUGCUGCAGAGUCAGCGGGCACAGGAGCACAGUAGCCACCUACAGGCCGAGAAGUCUGUGCUGGAGCUGCAAGGCCAGGAACUGCAUCAGAAGCUGGGGGUGCUGGAGGCAGAGGUUUCCGCAGCACGGCAGGCCCAUGAGGAGGCAAGAGGGCAGCAGCAAGCCCUGCUGCGGGACCACGAGGCCUUGGUACAGCUGCAGCGGCGGCAGGAGGCCGAGCUGGAGGUACUGCUGGGCCGGCACCGUGACCUCAAGGCCAACAUGCGGACAUUGGAGCUGGCCCACAGGGAACUGCAGGGCCGGCAUGAGCAGCUGCAGGCCCAAAGGGCCAAUGUGGAGGCCCAGGAGGUGGCUCUGUUGGCGGAACGUGAGCGCCUGAUGCAGGACGGACACCGGCAACGGGGCAUGGAGGAAGAGCUGCGGAGGCUGCAGAGUGAGCACGACAGGGCUCAGGUGCUGCUGGCGGAGGUGUCUCGGGAACGUGGGGAGCUGCAGGGUGAGCGUGGGGAGCUGAAGGGGCGGCUGGCCAGGCUGGAGCUGGAGAGGGCACAGCUGGAGGUGCAGAGCCAGCAGCUGCGUGAGGCCAACCAGCAGCUGGACCUGAGCGCCUGCCGGCUGGCCACACAAUGUGAGCUGCUGACAGAGCUGCGGAGUGCCCAGGAGGAGGAGAACCGGCAGUUGCUGGCCGAGGUGCAGGCUCUGAGCCGGGAGAACAGGGAGCUGUUGGAGCGCAGUCUGGAGAGCCGGGAUCACCUGCAUCGGGAGCAGCGCGAGUACCUAGACCAGCUUAAUGCUCUUCGCCGUGAGAAGCAGAAGCUGGUAGAAAAGAUCAUGGACCAGUACCGAGUGCUGGAGCCUGGGCCCCUGCCCCGGACCAAGAAGGGCAGCUGGCUGGCAGACAAGGUGAAGAGGCUGAUGCGGCCCUGGCGGGAGGGGGCCCCUCACGGGGGGCCACGCCUGGGGGCCGAUGGGGCUGGCAGCACCGAGAACCUGGGGGGCCCCCCAAAGACGGAGCUCCCUGAGGGCAGGGAAGCAGACGGGACAGGGGUCCCUUCCCCAGCACCCAUGCGUCGGGCGCAGAGCUCCCUCUGCCUGCGAGAGACCCUGGCUGGCGGCGGGCAGCGGCGGAAACUCAGUUCCCGGCUGCCCCCGGGGAGAAGCUCCGAGUCCUUUAGCCCCGGGGACACGCCCCGUCAGAGAUUCCGACAGCGCCGUCCAGGCCCCCUGGGAGCACCUAGCACCCACAGCAAAGGUGUGGAAUGGGAUGGCUCAGCUGAAACCCUCGAGGAACGUGAAGCAGAUGCCGACCGAGAGAGCCUCAAGGAGCAGGAACCGGAGAAACGUCCCCUCACCCCAUCCCUCAGCCAGUGAUGUGGUGGGGACCAUGGGAGUUCAGCUCUCCCGCCGCUGGAGUAUUAGCAGAGGCCCCGGGCAGCUCAAGAGCUCAGGGGACCAGGGC